Messenger RNA from Nelumbo nucifera (sacred lotus), 1225 nucleotides. RefSeq lists its product as uncharacterized. NCBI's taxonomy places the organism in Eukaryota, Viridiplantae, Streptophyta, Magnoliopsida, Proteales, Nelumbonaceae. The record is from RefSeq and is a predicted model, not a curated record.
CCUCGUUUUGGUUCACCCUGCAUGUUUUGCUAUGUGAGGUCUCAAAUCAAUCCAAAAUUGGGCAAUUUUGCUCUUUUACAUAUACAGAGUGAGACGACGGCUAUUUGACCUUUGGAGGUUGCCAAAAGGCCAAACACGACACAGCUCAUAAAAUUCUGUCCUCCCUCGCCGGUCGGUCGCUUCUACCAAUGAAUGCCACAAGGUCCACACCCACCAAAAUCACAUCUCUCUGGGCCUCCUGCACCAGGGAAAAAGAAGAGUACUCAGUGAGAGAUGGGGAUGCAAUUACGAUGUGGGUGGAGUUACCGUGAUCACAAUCGUCUCAUGGUAAUGGUAUCAUCAUCAUCACCACAGUUACCAGUACCAUUCUCUUCGUUUCAAUUCUGCUCCCCGCCCUCUAUCAUAUUCCCCUCGGCCUCGGGCAAACACAAGGGUAAAGUAGCAUCAGCGGCAAUUGCUUUGGCGAGAAAGAAAAGGGGAUCGGGGUUGAUAGUCGCAUCCAGUUCUAGUGACGCAGCAGCGGUGUGGUGGGAUGGAUGGACGCCUGAUAAAGGAGCGCCCUCCCCCUCUCUCAGCGAUGUCUUCUGGCCUUCUGCAGGGGCAUUCGCAGCGAUGGCAUUACUGGGCAAGAUAGACCAAUUACUGGCACCCAGAGGUAUCUCCAUGACAAUUGCUCCCUUUGGUGCUGUUUGCGCUGUCUUGUUCGCCUCUCCCUCUGCUCCUGCUGCUCGGAAGUACAACAUGUUCAUGGCUCAAAUUGGUUGUGCAGCCAUUGGCGUUGUAUCAUUCACAAUUCUUGGCCCAGGUUGGCUUGCUAGGAGUGCAGCCCUUGCAGCAUCCUUAGCUUUCAUGAUCUAUACACGUUCCACUCAUCCACCUGCUGCAAGUUUGCCAAUAUUGUUCAUCGAUGGAGCCAAGUUGCACCAAUUACAUAUUUGGUACGCGUUGUUCCCUGGAGCUAUUGGGUGCAUGCUCCUCUGUCUCAUACAAGAGAUGGUGAGUUACAUGAAGGCGAAUUUCAGAUUUUGAUGGUUUAACUGAGCCCAUCAUAAGUAUGAUCUGAAGAGAAUAAUGGGUCUGAUGGGCCUCACAAAUACUGAAAUGCAGACCUACUCCAGUGCCAUUCUUCCAAAUGUAUAUUCAUGGAUCAACUGUUACAAAUUGGGUUUGUACUCGAAACCCGAAUGACAUGAUAUUCGGGUUUGAAUAAAUUAUUUUCAGCUGA